AUGUUCAAGAAAGACAUAACAUCGGGCGCGAAAUCCAAAGUAAAAUCCAGCGCGCAACGCGGCAUCCGGUCCAAGGUGCUCGAGGAAUAUCCCAAGCUGGAACCCUACAUUGAAGACAUACUGCCCAAGAAGGAGCAAUUGGAUCUCGUCAAGCUACCAGACCGCGUAUCGCUGUACACGCUCAACUCGACGCCGCUGUUCUUCCAGCACAUGGACGAUGCGCUGCUGCCGCACCUGACGCUCGUGCACAAGUACCCGUUUGCAUUCAACCGGCUGCGCAUCGACCGCGGCGCAAUCCGCUUCGUGCUCUCGGGAGCCACGCUCAUGGCGCCGGGCCUCACGUCGCCGGGCGGCCGCUUGCCGGGGCCAGAACUCAGCGACGAGGAUAAGGAGCGGUAUGGCGAGGAGGAGCUCAAGGAGGGUGCUGUCGUUGUGAUUGAGGCGGAGGGCAAGGAGACGGCGUGUAUGGUUGGGGUGCUUAAGAUGGGCACGGAUGAGAUGAAGAAGGUUAAGAAGGGGCAGGCGUGUGAGGCCGGGCAUUAUCUGGGUGAUGGGCUGUGGGGUUUGAAGUUGGACUGA
Molecule: messenger RNA, 579 nt
Organism: Exserohilum turcica Et28A
Lineage: Eukaryota; Fungi; Ascomycota; Dothideomycetes; Pleosporales; Pleosporaceae
Exons: 3
Coding region: 1-579 (192 amino acids)
Biological process (GO): formation of translation preinitiation complex
Molecular function (GO): RNA binding
Source: RefSeq, a predicted model, not a curated record